UCCUACACUGUUACUGCCAAUUAGAUUCAAAAUCCGACCGGCUCAAACUCGUUGACGCCUCCACCGACGAAUUUUCCAUGGAAUUUGCUGCUUGGCCGUCCUGUGUUUCAAUUGACUGUGUUGUAAUGAAUAAUGGUACAUAUUAUUCGAAGUGAAGAAAUAGAUGUUUGAAAAGCGAAACAGUGUUCAUUUUUAUCCAAUCACAGAGCUCGAUGAAAAGCACCAGCUGAAGUGCGGGCCUGUCCUGAUGCAUUAAUCACUAGCAGACACAAAAUCUAGGUAGUGGCGAAGUUAAUUGGAUGCUGUUGAGUAAAUAAGAUCGCCAUUCCCUGACAAACAUGGGCAUAGAGAAAUUGCAUCUUGAGGAUGCGUUGGAAGACAGUCCGCAGACCCGUAGUUUGUUAUCGGUGUUUGAGAAGGAUGCUAUUGCCCUGAAGAAGUACACAGUGGGUCUUCACAACUGCUGUCAAAGAAUCAUGAAAGCACAGAAUGAAUUGUGUGCAGCUACCCAGUCCCUGUCACAACAUCUGAGAGACUUUGAAAUACAGAAAUUUCCAUUAGAAUCGGAUGACAGUGUGUUGAGUUCUACCCUGAAACAGUUUUCUAGUUAUCUAGAUGAUGUGAGCUCAAUACAGCAGGUGCUUUCUGCUCAGUUCUCAGAAACCAUGAUGUAUCCUCUGUCUAGGUUUUUACAGGCAGAUUUAGAAGAGAUUACAACUCUUUGUGAGAUGUUCCAGAUUGCAAGUAAUGAACAUGACAGUGCAAUGAGCCGGUAUAUGAGGUUGCAUAAAAGGAAGGACAGUGAGAGACAGAAAUCAGAAUAUAAUGAAGAACUCUAUCUCAUGAGGAAAAAAUUUCACCAGACAUCCCUGCACUACUACUCCAGCCUGAAUGCAUUGCAGUACAAGAGAAAGUGUUCUCUGCUCGAGCCCGUUAUGGGGUACCUCCAUGCCCAGAGAGCCUUCUUCCAGAUGGGCCAAGAUGCUGUUGGCAAGAAAGAAAUUGAAGACUUUCUGAACAACAUCUCUACUAGUGUUCAGGGAGUUCAGCAGGAUUUGCAGACAGAAACAAAGAAAACGGUAGAACAUAUCGACACACUGGAAAAACAGAGCGCUCACAUGUACCAUGCUGAGCCAAUGGUAGACAUGCCUUACAUCCCCCCCAACACCAGUCUGACACAGAAAGCCGGCUACCUCUAUCUGAGGAGAGGAAAACAUUUACAUAUGCCUGGCCCAAUAGGCAAGCAGCUGAUAGCCACGAAAUGGGAGCGCUGUUUCUUUUUCACUGUGGGAGGGAACUUGAUGAGCCAGUCUCGGGAUGAGGUCGUUGCAACUAACACAAGAUUAGCAGGUAGCUUGGUUUUGGAUUUGAAUGAACCCGGUGUGCUUGCAGAACCUCAUGAAUCAGAUGAUAGAAGAUUUGUUUUCCAAGUCAUAUCCCCCAAAAGUAAAAGAAAUACUGUUUUGCAAGCUGAGAAUGAAAGAGAUAAAGAUGAGUGGAUUUGUACACUGAACAACAUUGUGAGAGAAAGUGGAUAUAUAAAGGGCAAAAGUCCUCAAGUUAAGGAGAGAACUUCUAGCUCCAGUAGUCUGACAAAACAAGGUUCCGGCUCAAUCAGCCCUGACCAGGCCAGCCUUAGCAGCAUGUCCAGUUCUGGGGCGGUCCCUAGAACCCCGGCCCCCACUCCCUCCAGCUCAUUUGUUGCUGAAGCACCUAUUCAGUUUGAUCUGUUGUCACAAUCGAGUCCGAGUAGCGGAGUCACGUCCAGUCUGCCAGGGCCGCCAAAGAGGAUCAACCCUUUUGACCAGUCAGCCAAUGAGGUGUUAGAUACUCUAGAUUCUGCCAUUGACACGGCUACAUAUGUGGAGAGUUUUGUUGUGAGAUUUCUGGGGUCAAUGGAGGUCACCACUGACAGAGGAGAUAAGUUGGUGCAUGAAACAAUGAGGCAAAUCAUGGCAGCUCGAGCAAUUCACAAUGUGUUUAAGAUGACGGAAUCCAGACUGGUCGUGUCUAGUGAGUGCAUGAGAUUGAUAGACCCUUCAACCAACACUGUAAGGACGCAGUUUGCUUUGGCGGACAUUUCGUUUUGGGCAGCUCAUCCAGAAAACACAAGAUUGUUUGCGUUUAUUACGCGGACCAAGCCCCCUGGAGCCAACCAGUCAACCUUCUCUUGUCAUGUGUUUGAAUGUAACAUUUCUGCUGAGGAGAUUUGCCAGGCCAUUGGAACUGCGACAAAGCUUGCCUUUCAAGCACUAAUGCAACGUAAGUUACCACCAGGUGUAGGGAAGGAAAAGAAAGCACAUGAAAAAGUUCAGCAGGUCAAGACAAGGGAAAAAAACCUACUCAUGCAGAACAUCCAACAGCUUGAGGACGCUCCGGAGGGAGAGGAAGGAAAUCUUCACAAUCUUCCUCUGUCCCCUGAUGGUAAAUACCUAGUGCUUACUGCUACUGAUGAAUUAGAUGACCUCAUUGAGUCAGGUGACCUGGCUCAGCCAAUGGAAAAGCUUACUGUUGAAUCUAUGCAGCUACCAAUCAGUGGUGACUUGGACAAUGUUGAUGUUGAACCUGAAUCUGAAGCUUAACGAUAAGGUUUACGCAAUAGGUACUGUUUGUAUUGGAGCAUUUCAUGGUUUACUGUAGAAUUGUUAUAUUUUAAGGUGGUUCAUUCCUCACAUUUUUGUAUUCGCUGUAAUUACAUAUCACAUUUGGGUCUAAUUAUUAAUUAACCAACAAUGCAUUUUGAAUAUAGGAUAGGAAGUCUUAGUCAUUGAAUGAAAAUGUGUUAAAAAUUUAUUUCCGUAGCAAAAUAAAUAAAACGUAGCAAAAUAAAUAAAACGUACCACUUAUGGCUGUGUGAUUCUACAGUAUUUCAGUCUUUGAAACUUGUUGCAAUGUUUAACAAGUCUAAAUUCAUUAAUGAACAUGGUGUUUGUGUGGGAUGGUUUGUGAUAUUGCUGGGUGUGUAUUUCCUACUGUAAACAGUCCCUAGCUUUUAUCUGUUUUAUAGAUAUAGUUAAAAACGUGGGGGAGUCCGGGGGCUAAUGGGAUGACGGCGUGCUUAGUAGGAUGUCUCACCAGUAUAUGAUGUUUUGAUGUUAAUAUAUUGAUUUUUUUUUUUCCUUCUAAUUUAUUGAUAGAUGAAGAUUAUAGAUUUUCUAGCUUACAGUUAAUGAAUUUUAAAUUGACUUGUACAUUGCAAGGCUUUGCUGUUUUGUGAGAAGGUUUGGGAGCUUGUGCAUUUAUUGAUUUGUAUACAAGUACAUUUUAAAUUUUUAAAGUACUGUUUGUUUGCUGUCCCUAAACUAUUAAGCGCAUUUAUAUCCUGGUUUUAAGAAUCUUCAUUUAUUUUAUCAUUUUCCUAAACGAAGCAUUGAGUGUAUCAUAAAAGAAAUAUUUGAGGUUGUAAAUCUCGUUUAUUUGAGUGCCAUGUGAAAUGAAGAUUGGUACAUGUAUGUCUUGCCACAAAACAGACCAUGUGAUCAUUUACUAUUAAUGUAUUCUACAUUGUUUUAACACCUGCCAUGAAAUUAGAAUUAUCACUUCAAAGAAUCAUUUAAUAAGAAAUUACUAACAGUAUAUAGAUAUUUGCAUCUUCUAACUAUGCAAUGAACUAUAACCUUCUCCAGUUACGCCCCUUGGUUGGAAUACUUCCGGUAUACCUUUGUUGCAGAUAUAUUAUGUUUGUUAGAUUGUUGCAUGCACUUUACUGUAAUGGUUGUUCUUGCUUCAAUAUGUGUUGGGUACAUGAGGAAAGAGUGAAUUGUUAUUAUGUUAAUAGCUAUGUGCCAAGUUGGAUACAGAUUGUACAUGUACAACAAAAUAUUUCGUAUAAUACCAGUAUGUGUAAUUAAAGUUUAAACCUCGACAGUUUGGUGACUUUAGGAAUAAUACAGGUUUACAAUUGUACAAUCAGAGAAUGUAAUUUACUGUACAAUGUCUGUUGGUGAUGAAAACCAGAAGUAGGCAUUCGUGAUAUGUAUUAUAUUUUAAAGAUAUGAUGCACACUCUCACUUGAUUAGUAAUUGUAGAUUUCAGUCAAUAUUUGAUGCAAUUUGUCAUCUUCAUGUUUUUUGGGCUGUGUUAAACAAUUUUUAAAAAAAAAUAUUUCCUAAUAAGAUUUGAUAUCAUUGUUGUCGUGUAAUGGUAUUUCAGUUUUGUGAUCAAAUGGAAACAUGUAUGAAAACUAUGCAAAUUGAUGACUAUUAAAACUGUCCCGAGUGCUGCUUUUCAGGACUCCCGUGACACAGGUACAUUGUUCAAUCUUCCCCAGUAUUUGUAACUUACAAGAGUGCAUUCUUUAUUUAUCCUAUUUAUACUUUGAAUAUUACUUCCUCAAAGCAUUUAGUUUCUUGAAAUUUUUCUGAAAUUUACAAAGACUUCUUUAAGCUCAGGGUCUUGAAAACUUGGGAUUAUUUUUUAGUUACAAACUGACAUUUUAAAACUUGUUUCAAACAAAAUACAGUCGUAUUGCUCUUUUUCAUUCUACCUGUGAUAUUUGGAUUUGCUAUGUAUGAGUUUGUAAAUGGGAGUAAUUUUAUUUGUGUACAAGUAGAGAAAAAAAAUAAAUAGAUAACAUCUUCA
Molecule: messenger RNA, 4581 nt
Organism: Ostrea edulis (European flat oyster)
Lineage: Eukaryota; Metazoa; Mollusca; Bivalvia; Ostreida; Ostreidae
Product: DCC-interacting protein 13-alpha-like
Exons: 25
Coding region: 339-2582 (747 amino acids)
Biological process (GO): signaling
Cellular component (GO): endosome membrane; cytoplasm
Molecular function (GO): protein binding
Source: RefSeq, a predicted model, not a curated record